AUGAGUGACCAGGAAGUAAUUUAUUUAACCCCAACAGAUCUUCGUUUUCCUUCAGAGUCACCAAAGAGAGUAAGGCCUGGUGGCAUCCAAAGGCCUGGGAAAAGUGAUGGCAAAGAGUUUGCAGUACCCUGGUGUCUCAUUGCAGUGACUCUUGGGAUCCUUUGUUUACUUCUGUUGAUUAUGGUCAUAGUGUUGGGAACAAUGAUUUUUCAGUGCAUUCAAGAAAAACAUCAACAGGAUGAAAUUCUACAAAACCUCAGGCUAAAGUACCACAUUAUGCAAAAUGACAACUUCACGAAGCAACUUUUGACAAAUAAGACUUUAUCAUGUGACAUUCUUAAAAUGCCUCAGCAGAUAAAGAAACCGGUCUCACUCUUAUCAGAAAAGAACAGCUGUCAUAGAAAAGAGAUGAGCUUUUCAAAAUCUAUGCAAAAUACAGGCAAACUCGAUAAGGAACACUGGUCCUGUUGUGGAAAAAACUGUUACUUGUUUAUCGAUGAAGAUAAAAACUGGAAUGGAUGUAAACAGGCUUGCCAAAGUUAUGGAUUAUCUCUUUUGAAGAUAGAUGAUGAAGAUGAACUGGCCUUCCUUCAACAGCAGACUUAUACAAAUAACUACUGGAUUGGAUUAUCAUAUAACGAAGGGAAACGUACAUGGGAAUGGAUUGGCAAUGGCACAUCUGGAAUUAAUCAUGCGAUAAUGAAUUUGACUUCUGGGAGAGGACAAUGUGCAUUUUUAACAUCAACGAGGUUAGAAGCCAUUGAGUGCUUGAAAACCUACAAUUGCAUCUGUGAGCACAACAUUUCCCCUGCUUUGGAUGCACUAAAAAGAAAAGGACAGUCUAAUUAAAACACAGAUGAGCAAGACGAUAAGAAAAUCCUCUUCUGGAUAAUGAUGUGGGAUAUCAGACAUCCUCGAUCUUCUUGGAGAAGAGGAGAUUUUUUGCCUUUGG
This is a messenger RNA of Phyllostomus hastatus (greater spear-nosed bat), 952 nucleotides long. Its product is annotated as killer cell lectin-like receptor 2. The transcript has 7 exons. Bases 1 to 849 code for a protein of 282 amino acids. The record is from RefSeq and is a predicted model, not a curated record. Lineage: Eukaryota; Metazoa; Chordata; Mammalia; Chiroptera; Phyllostomidae.